AUGAAGGCUACAUCCCUCAACAAGUCUUCAACUGUGAUGAAACGGGGCUUUUCUGGAAGAAAAAUGCCCCGUCGUACAUACAUCACAGAAGAAGAAAAGAAACUUCCUGGACACAAACCCAUGAAGGAUAGGCUUACUCUUGCCCUAUGUGCGAAUGCCAGUGGGGAUUUAAAAAUAAAACCCCUACUGGUAUACCACUCAGAAAAUCCUCGUGCCUUCAAGGCACAUAAUGUGUCGAAGGAUAAGCUCGCCGUCUUUUGGAGGUCCAACGCCAAAGUCUGGGUCACGAGGCUUUUAUUUGUUGAGUGGGUUAAUUGCUGCUUCGGACCUGCAGUGAAAAAAUAUUUAGAGGAGAAUGAUCUUUCUCUAAAAUGCCUCCUUGUGCUCGACAAUGCCCCUGCUCAUCCUCCUGGCCUUGAAGAACAGAUACAUCCCGACUUCGACUUCAUCAAAGUGCUCUAUCUACCACCGAACACCACUUCCAUUCUCCAGCCUAUGGACCAGCAAGUCAUUGCUAAUUUUAAGAAGCUUUACACGAAGCACCUUUUCAAACGAUGCUUCGAAGUGACAGAGAGCACGCAACUCACACUCCGUCUCAGGGCGCACCUUGAACUCAGCGUGGAGGAACUCUGGGCAGCUGUGGUUGCAGAACGAGACUUUGAGGGUUUCGAAAUCCCUACUGAAGAAGAAGCUGUGGAUGAUCCUGCUCCAUUGGAGGAGUCAAAGUCUUUGGGGCUUGUUGUCGAUGAGGCUGACAUUGACAACCUACUCGACGAGCACAAGGAGGAGCUCAACACUGACGACUUGAAGACAUUGGAGGCGAUGCAAAUCAGCGAUCUUCAAGAGGAACAUCGUUCGAGUGUUGAGGAGGAGGUGGAGGUGGCACUGACAUCUACGGAAAUACGGGAAGCCAUCGCUUGGUUUGAAAACUUAAACAGUUUUAUUGAAACAAAGCACCCAGAAAAAAUGCGUACAGCUCGUGCAAUGGACAAUGUGAAUGACAUUUGUAUGAGUCAUUUUCGAAACAUUUUGAGGAGUCGUCAGAAACAGGCUUCUUUAGAUAGAUAUUUUUCGAAGAGAAAUGCCCCAGAAAGUGAAGAAGCGAGUGUUUCUAGUAAGAAAACUAGAAAGGAAAGUGAAGACGAUGAUGUAUCACCUCAAAUUUAA
Molecule: messenger RNA, 1167 nt
Organism: Stegodyphus dumicola
Lineage: Eukaryota; Metazoa; Arthropoda; Arachnida; Araneae; Eresidae
Product: tigger transposable element-derived protein 1-like
Source: RefSeq, a predicted model, not a curated record